AUGACACCCACUCAACCUCAGCAAGCAAAGUACUUGCAAGAAGAUGACAUCUCCCAGAAAUGCCGAGACCUCCUUCCCUUGCUCCCCCGCGAAAAGGGCUGGAUCACCACCUCUAUCUACCAGUACCAAGGCUUCUGGUAUUGCCCAAAGGUCUUGAGCGGCCUCCUCGCUUGCCAAGACCACUUCCAAGCCCAAGACACCGACGUCCUCCUCAUCACUGCCCCUAAGUCUGGCACCACUUGCUUGAAGGCCACCCUCUUCGAUGCAACACCAUCCUCUCCUCACCCAAAGCCCUCACAACCUCGUGCCCUUCUUAAAGAUUCAGCUAUAUUCGCCACCCACUUGCCUUACCCUUUGCUCCCUACAUCAAAAAUAACCACUAGACAACUUGUAAAGAUCAUAAAGAAGCUGAACCAGUUACAGGAGCAAGAUCUCAUUGAUCUAUCUAAUUAUGCCGGCAUUAAGAUCCCUGAAGAGUUCAAAGUGCAUGAAUGCGACGGGUAUGCCAAUACCUCUCGCCCAGAGGCCUACUUGCAGGCUUACCUAGUCCGAAGGAUGAUUCAAUCAUACCAAUCAAACUUGACUGGCCCUGCCCUUGCAGUGGUACAUUGUAAGGAGGAUUAA
Messenger RNA from Eucalyptus grandis, 624 nucleotides. RefSeq names its product cytosolic sulfotransferase 13-like. Lineage: Eukaryota; Viridiplantae; Streptophyta; Magnoliopsida; Myrtales; Myrtaceae. The record is from RefSeq and is a predicted model, not a curated record. The coding region runs from base 1 to 624 and encodes 207 amino acids. The transcript is spliced from 2 exons.